AUGGCAAACAACUCGCAGCCCGGCCGCUCAGCGAAGCCAGACCCGUUCCUGGCAGAGCUGAAUGCCGUGAACAAUCACUUGGCUACGCCGGGCUUUCUCCAGCGUUUGACGCCGUCGCAAUUGCCCUCUGCAGCUGUUAGCGACUCGUCGUCGCUCAGCCCCACCCGAGAGGAAGCACGGUCUCGGCGUCCUCGCCCAUCGCAUCUCAACCUGGCCGUCGCCUUUGAGAGUGAGAAUGAGAUUGAGCACGUCGACUUGAUCUCGCCGCUGAUUCAGGAGCCCUGUGCCGACGGUAACCCCGGCAGCGUUGAGCAGCACAUUGCCGACCACCUCGAAGUAGCCUUUGUGUGCGCACACCGUGCCUACGCCACCAUGGCCGCAGAGCGCAGCUUCUCGACGUUUGCGCAUGGCCACCAGGACCUCGUGCUCGCCGUCGACUUCAACUACUUUGGCAACCGCAUGGUCACGGCGAGUUCGGAUCAUCGCCUCAAGGUCUGGGACAAGAAGGACGACGCAUGGACCCUAGUCGAGAGCUGGAAGGCACACGAUGCCGAGAUUGUGGAUGUCAAGUGGAACGGCCCCUUCAUGGGCGAGGUUGUCGGCAGUAUUGGCGAAGACGGCCGCUGCAAGCUCUGGCAAGAGGACGUGACCGAAGUCGCCAUGUCUGGUAACCGCUUCAAGUUGCUUUACAAUCUUGCAUCACUUACCAAUGCCCCCUUUAUGUCUCUGGACUUCAAGAAUAUCAUGCAGGAGACCUGGCUUGCACUCAUCACCCGUGACGGCUACCUGACUGUCUAUGAGCCUCAAGAUCAGACCAACCUUCAUGAGUGGACCAUCCUGGCUGAGCGUUGGGUGUCUGAGAACAACCCUCCCGAGCGUCAAGAAGAGGUAGGCUUCAAGGUCGUCUUCCACAAGGAGAAGCUGCCAUGCUGGACCGCCAUCACGGCUGGCUUGGACCGCAAGUCACUUUCGCUCGCUGUUGCUGCCAUGAAGGACGUCCUAGUCUUCCGCACCGACAAGGCUAAGCGCUUCUUCCAAGUUGCGAAGCUCGAGGGUGCGCGCGGUAUCAUUCGGGACUUGGCUUGGGCAAACGGCUCCAUGCGCGGCUAUGAUAUCCUGGCCACAGCUAGCAAAGAUGGAGCUAUUCGCAUCUACGAACUUCACACCAAGAACGACGAGAAGACCCAAGCAUCUGGAGCAGCCUCAUCUUCUGUUAUCCAGGCCGUUCCUCCGCGCCAAGUUCCCCGACAGAACGCGCCAUCUGGCAUAGGAGCUGGUCUGGCUGGUGUUUCCAAGGCACCCGACGCGCCCCUUGAGUACGGCCAACACCCCGGUCGUAUCGAGCAGGUGCCUACAUUGACAGAUGAACUUACCAACCACCAUGGAGCGGUUUGGCGGGUCACAUUCUCACAGAUGGGAGAUCUUCUUGUAUCAACCGGAGACGAUGCUAGCAUUCGUACCUGGAAGAAGGCUGCUGACGGUCACUGGUUGGAGUACGCCCAGAUUGAGACCGCUCAGGAGGACUAA
This is a messenger RNA of Pyrenophora tritici-repentis Pt-1C-BFP, 1527 nucleotides long. Its product is annotated as WD40 repeat protein. Gene Ontology annotation, molecular function: structural molecule activity; protein binding. The record is from RefSeq and is a predicted model, not a curated record. Lineage: Eukaryota; Fungi; Ascomycota; Dothideomycetes; Pleosporales; Pleosporaceae. Gene Ontology annotation, cellular component: Seh1-associated complex; nuclear pore outer ring. Gene Ontology annotation, biological process: cellular response to amino acid starvation; positive regulation of TORC1 signaling.